Phialemonium atrogriseum is the source of this 2940-nucleotide messenger RNA. RefSeq names its product fungal-specific transcription factor domain-containing protein. The record is from RefSeq and is a predicted model, not a curated record. The transcript is spliced from 2 exons. Gene Ontology annotation, biological process: DNA-templated transcription; regulation of DNA-templated transcription. Bases 124 to 2538 code for a protein of 804 amino acids. NCBI's taxonomy places the organism in Eukaryota, Fungi, Ascomycota, Sordariomycetes, Cephalothecales, Cephalothecaceae. Gene Ontology annotation, molecular function: DNA-binding transcription factor activity, RNA polymerase II-specific; DNA binding; zinc ion binding.
GUUCCAGCGGGUUCUACUCUGCUCCGCCGCGACGCUUACGUUCACCACACAACUCAUUGGCCUCCCUCUCUGUCUUGCACAUAAAGCACGCGCGGCCUUUUCAUGCCGCGGCGGUGACAGACCAUGGCAUGCGCGACCUGUCGAGCACGCAAAAUUAAGUGCGAUCGAUCAUUGCCGACCUGCCAGAACUGCAGACUACAAUCAAGGCAGUGCGACUAUGCUGGCGAGCGGCGGAAGCGUCGCUGGACGACCAGCGGGAUCGACACUCGGCGGGGCUCUGCUGCUUCCGACAAGACACUCUCAGGCUGUGUAGUAGGGUCGCAACAAUGCCGAAGGCCGAAUGCGCGAGGCAUGCCGACGCUGCCGGAGGACGUCGACAAUUGGCAGGAUGGACGGCGAGGACAGUAUGUUUCUAUCGACGAAGACGACCCCGGAAACGCUGUAUCCUACGGCAGCAGCAGUCUCGGUACUGAAGGAGACCUCGCAGACCGGCUUGACAAAUCACCCGGCAAUGCCGACAACGCCCAUUUGAACGGAUUGACGACGAUGGCGACGGCGAAUGAUGACGUCGAAGAACCGCUUUUGGACAGGAUACUUGGUGGAUUCGAUAUUGGCUGCCUCAAAGACCGGCACCCGGCCGUGUGGAUGAGGGCCGGCGGCGGGGACGAGUAUACCGGGCCCUCGUCCGGCAUCUCAUCCAUCUCCGACCUGGGACUGAAAUGGAUACGGGACCAUGUCCAGGGUUCGGACACCCUCUGCAGCACAAUCCUGGACAUACGAGACAGCGUGCUCAGCCAUCUCCGUCAGCCAAAGUGUGUACCGCGGGGACCAUGCUCGUCGCCGGGCACGCCCCCUGGCUUGAAGCCCAUCCUGGCCUCGGACGUCGCCAAGUACGUGGACGCCUACUUUUCGACCGUGCAGACCAUCUUUCCGAUACUGGACCGAGCCGAGUUCGAGGCUCAACUCGCGACACACGGAAUAGAUGCGCCCGCGGCCAUGUACUCGUGGAAGGCCUUGCUGAACGCAGUGCUAGCUUCGGGAUGCCGAGCCGCGCUCUCCGACGAGACGGCCGAGGCAUUCCAGGCGUCCGGACGCGAGGCCUGGGACUACUUCCAAAACGCGCUGUACUACGAGGCCAAGAUCAACCACGGCGCGACGGAUCUGUCCGCGGUCAAGGCGCUGGCCGUCAUGACGGUCUUUGCCCAGGGAAUAUCGAGCCCCCAGCGGCUCGAGUACACGCUGUCUUCGGCGGCGUCGCGGCUUGCCCAGAGCAUUGCGCUCAACCACCGUCCUCCGCGGGCGUGGAGCCUGACAGAGAGCGAGCAGCGAGAGCGAAACCGCCUCUUUUGGUCUCUCUACUGCCUCGACAAGACGAUAGCUCUCCGCUGCGGCCGACCCGCGAUAAUCCACGACCAGGACAUCAGCUGCUGCUUCCCCCAUGGCAUACAAGUGUCCCAAGGUCAAGAUUUGGGCAUAGGCCUGGGCCAGGGCCAGGGCCAGGGCCAGGGCCAACAACAACAACAACAACAACAACACUUUGACUUUUUCCUGUGCCUCACCAAGCUCGCCCGCAUCUGUGGAAACAUCUCGCAGCGGCUGUAUUCGGCGUCGGCGCUAUGUUCACCGUCUCCCGCGCUCCAUGCCACAGCAGUCCAGACGUUGCAAGACCUGGAGACGUGGCGGCAGAGCAUCCCGCCCGAGAUGCAGCCGGGCAAGCCUUUUGGACGGAUAUGCGGCGCCUCCGGUCCGGCCCGGACGCAGCUUCUUGUCCUGCAUUCUUCCUAUCACUACGCAUUGUGCGCCAUUUAUCGGCGGUUCUCCCCCAUCUUCACCCAGGACGACGUGGAAGCACGCCGUUUCAAUCCCCAGACGACGCACGCAAGCCACAUCGAAGCCGCGAGAUCCAUGGUUCUGCUCACAAAGUAUCUCGAUAUAGAGAGCUUUACCCCCGGAUGGCUUGUGUUCUACUACCCCAUGACCGCACUCACCACCAUCUUCAUGCACGUCGUCUGCAGGCGUCCCGACGAGACCACCACGCAAAACGACAUUGCGCUCAUGGAGGUCAUCGUGGGGUUCUUUGGGCGCCUGGAAUACGUCACCUCGGGCGAGGCCGCCUUUACGAAAACCACCGAAUUCGUCCGCCAGGCACGCGCCGUCGUAAAAGGGGCCGCUUUCGGCGGCGGCACGGUUGAGAAUUCUUCCUACUUAGGCGGGUUACUCCCCGGCCCGGACCGCGGACCGAGCUUUGCGGAUCACCACCACCGCAUGGACGGAAGUGGCGGCGCGUCGUCCAUGUUCAUGCGGGCUCACCAGGGUUUACCGGGCCAGCCCUCGCUUGUGGCAGAAGCACCCGAGCCCAGUGGUGCUGCUACCACCAUGGACCAUGGUAUGGGGGUGGCGCAGCAACUCAGCCCACCGGCCUCGUUCUCUGCAGAGCUGGUGCGCCUCUUGGCAUCCCCCUCGGGCGAGAUUCCGAACGAGCAUUGGCUGGGUAUGUGGAUGUCGGCGGGGCAGACUGUUGAUACGACGACGACUUGACAACAGAGCUUGUCGUGGGAUUCUUGGAAAACGAGGAGAACUAAGGUACGGUGGCGUUCGGUUCGGAAGGUUCGCAAGGUUCGCAAGGUUAGCAGUUAGUUAUUACUUAUUAUUUGGGCUGUUCACAAGCGAGCGAAAUUCGACAUGGAACUGUCAUACCGAGAGAGCGGGGAACCCGGUAUGGCUGCGGGUUAAAUGUGGGCGCUGACCAUUCUGCAGAGCAAACAAUGGCCAAUAAUAACACUUCAAAAGCCAAAGGUGGGCCGUGGCGAGCCCGAACCCGGAUAACCCAGCCCGAACCCGAGAGGCUCAGGAAUGACGUCACCACAAACAACAUUACCUACAUUAGAGGUAGUGUCCAAUUUGAGCCGAGCGGUUUGAAAUACGGAGCGGGGGUGUGGG